AUGUUGAAGCCUCUUCUCAUCUUGCUGCUGGCUGCCAUGGUUGCGGCUCAGGCCAACCAUGUCAUCUACGGCUUCGAGUAUCUCGGAUGCGUCAGUGUCACCUCGGACAAGUUCGACGCCUUUGUCGACUUUGGUCAAGGCUACACCCCUGAGCAGUGCCAGUCUGCUUGUACCGGUCGCAACUACGCUGCUACUUUCCCCGACUAUGCCAAUGUGUACAAGGCUUGCAAGGAGAUGCCGCUCCCCUCUGCUCCGUCUCCCGCUGGCCCGGCCUCAACUGGUCCAGUUGGCAAUGAUCCGGGUUCAGAUAUCACGUAUUCCACCAUCCGACUCCCUCCCAUCACCCGUACCGUGAAGCUGGCUACGAGAUCUACCGUCAUCAUCCAGAGCGUCACGCCUGGCAGUGACGAUCUGACAACUUCCUGCACCGUGCUGUCGGGCACUCCCACUACCCUGUCGCCGGCAUCUCUUUCAGCUCCCACCGUUGUCGUCCAGACGGUCGUCGUUCAUGUCCCGCCGAAGAGCACCCUUGGACUUCAGAGUUAUGGCAGUGUCCAGUUGGAUCCUCCCUUGGCUACCGCACCGCCGGCUGCACCGAUGACUGAGACAUACACCAACCCUUCCGCGCCACCUCAGACGACUCCCAGCGACCCCGGCGUCACCAGCCUGACCCCGUACGACGACCCUCCCGUUGCCGUAUCUCCUCCGGGCAAUGUCACCGUUGUCGUCGCUACAUCGACUCCUGAUGGGCCGAUGUUCCAGACUCUCAUUCUGACGGACGACCCUCCUGCUGCCACCGCGACGUCCACUCCAGCCGUCGUGACUCAGAGCCCAGCCCAGCGGCUCACAGUUUCGGGCAUUGGCAUCGUCGUUUGGGUUCUGAUCGCGAUGGGUUUCUAA
Messenger RNA from Colletotrichum fioriniae, 900 nucleotides. RefSeq lists its product as uncharacterized. The record is from RefSeq and is a predicted model, not a curated record. Lineage: Eukaryota; Fungi; Ascomycota; Sordariomycetes; Glomerellales; Glomerellaceae.